Molecule: messenger RNA, 861 nt
Organism: Chilo suppressalis (striped riceborer)
Lineage: Eukaryota; Metazoa; Arthropoda; Insecta; Lepidoptera; Crambidae
Source: the annotation of a GenBank genome assembly
AACUUUUGAUUUGACGUCGUACACACUGGGACGGCAAGAAAGUUGAUUUUGAAUUUAUUAAGAUGUUUUGAAUUCGCAAUAAUAAAAUUAAUUUCUUUUUAAAGAAUGGCUACGCUUAUUCAAUCAUACGAACAACAAUAUUCAGUUCUCACAGCUGAUAUAACUGCUAAAAUUGGACGUUUAAAAUCAAGCAAUGAAGAAAACCGAGAGCAGUUGUCUAGGGAGAUACAAGCAAAUUUUGAAGAAGCAAAUGAUUUGUUGGAGCAGCUGGAGUUAGAGUCCAGAAGCGCGGGCGGCGCAUCCCGAGUGGCGGCGUACCGCGCCGAGUUGCAGCGAGUGCGCGACGAGUACCGAUCAGUAGUCGCUGCUAAUUCCACGGGCUACAAUGUGGACACAGAGGAAGUGUACGACGAGUGGAGCGCGAACGAGCAGCGUCAGAAGCUGCUGGACAACACGGAACGACUGGAGCGCACCGGCAAGAAUCUAUCGGAAGGGUACCGGGUCGCUAUAGAAGCGGAGCAGACGGGCGCCGCCGUGCUGCAGGAGCUCAGCGGGCAGAGGGAGACCAUACAGCGAGCCAGGUCCAGGAAUCUAGCGGAGCGGUACCGGGUCACCAUCGAGGCGGGACAGUCAGGAGCUCAGUGUAUAAAGGCAGACCAUACAGCGAGCCAGGUCCAGGUUGCGCGAGACCGACGAGCAGCUGACCCGGUCGGGGCGCCUGAUCACGCGCAUGGUGUCGCGCGCGCUACAGGAUCGGUUCGCGCUCGCGCUCGUGUUCGCGGCGCUCGCGUUGCUCACUUGCACCGGCCUCUAUUUCUCUGUUACCUAACCGAUUACACCGUCACGACACGAUUCCAAUAG